Messenger RNA from Zootermopsis nevadensis, 976 nucleotides. Lineage: Eukaryota; Metazoa; Arthropoda; Insecta; Blattodea; Termopsidae. The record is from RefSeq and is a predicted model, not a curated record.
ACUAAGGAACUGAGGCAGUGUCUGUUGCUGGGUGUGAAUACUGUGACGCGUGGUUUGGAGUCUUCGUUGGUUGGCUGUGUGCUUCUUGCUCACGAUGCAGACCCAAGGAUGCUCAUAAGCCACAUCCCCAUUAUGUGUGCUAUGCAGGGUGUUCCCGUUCUCAUCAUGUCUUCUCUGCGAUCGAUUGUCAAUACCACACUUGGCUUCUCCUGUUUAGCUCUUGGUAUCAAAAGAUCAGCUGUGGAGUCAGAGGGCGGCCAUUUCCACACAGUCUUCAAGACAGUAAUGGAGCUGUGUAAGACGAUACCUGUGCCAGAGCCCCUUCCUGCCUUCUGCUAUGCCUUGUCGCAUGGUCCAACUGAUGAUCAGGCAGAAAAAUCAUCAGACCCACAGCCUACUGAAGUGAAAGUUAGUGCAGAUGUCUACAAAUAUCGCAGCUCAAGGAAGGAGCGCGCAUUUGUGCCAAGAUUGCCUUCUUCUUCUCUUCAGCCAUCUGUGGACUUCCUGUCCCUUGAUAUGGGUACUGAUACCGUCUCCAACAAGGUGAUAUUGGGUACGUGCGUCAGAAAAUUUGUGGAUGAGCCAAUGGAUGUGCAGGACAAAGGCACCCAGAUAAUGUGUAGGCAACCACAGUUUCAGUAUCAGCCACUGAGACUGAAGCAAGCAGUGCCCAAUCCCAAGAAGAUAAGAAAGAAGGAAAUAAAGAAAAGAAGAAAGUGACUCUGUGGUAUUUGUCAAUCAGCAUAAAGAUGGCAGCCUUUUAGGAUAUUGGACUGUGUAGUCUCAUGUAACUUGGCUCAAUAAGUUACUCAUCACCCUGUUGAAAGAGGCAGUAUGCACCUCUGAAAUAUCAGUCAACUUUUAUGAGACUGCAUGACACACUAUCCCAAAAGGCUGUUAUUUUCAUAAUCACCAUGUGAGAACCUGAAAUAUCUAACUAACUAACUAGAUGGCUUACUGAACGCAAAGGUUCAUC